This is a messenger RNA of Frieseomelitta varia, 1325 nucleotides long. RefSeq names its product gastrula zinc finger protein XlCGF46.1-like. The transcript has 5 exons. Gene Ontology annotation, molecular function: RNA polymerase II cis-regulatory region sequence-specific DNA binding; DNA-binding transcription factor activity, RNA polymerase II-specific. Gene Ontology annotation, biological process: central nervous system development; regulation of transcription by RNA polymerase II. Gene Ontology annotation, cellular component: nucleus. NCBI's taxonomy places the organism in Eukaryota, Metazoa, Arthropoda, Insecta, Hymenoptera, Apidae. The record is from RefSeq and is a predicted model, not a curated record. Bases 1 to 1314 code for a protein of 437 amino acids.
AUGUCAGAGUGCAAGAGAGAGAACAUUACCAGAGACAACGAUCACGAUCGCACGAAGAAAAACGAAUAUGACGACGAGGUGAAGAUAAUAGGAAGCGAGAAGCGUUGCAAGCUGUGCAAAGAAAUUAAAGUCAAGACUGAAGUGCUCGACGAGAUCGAGAACUUCUCGGCGAACGACGAACUGGACAUCGAAGUUCCUCGAGAAAUUGAAUCUAGCGAGAGAGUAAAAAAAUCUCGGGAUCUCGGUAACUCGUGCGAGAAAGACAGAGACGCGAGAGGGAGAAACUUGCCCUCGGUUAAGAAAGAAAUUACGCCGGACGAGUACGUCGAUUUCGAAGAGUACGUAAAGGCAUUGACGACAGGAAGAAAGUACAUAUGCAGCGUCUGUAGGAUAGAGUUCCCCGACGAGGCAGAGUUCAAUACGCACAUGAUAAGCCACAGUCAUGGGAAACUGUUCCAGUGUGGACUUUGCGCGAAGCAGUUCUCAUGGUCGUCAGCCCUGAAGCAUCACCUGAAGUUACACGAAACGUUGGAAACCCUCGUGUGCCGGCACUGCAACCUUCGAUUUCAGCAGAGGGACCAGCUGAAGAGGCACCAGAACGAGGUGCACUCGAGCCGCAGGUCGUUCGAAUGCGGCGUGUGCAAGAAGAAGCUGCUCCAUCGGCAGUCGUUGCGCGAUCACAAGCUGAUGCACACCAACGUGAAGCCGUUCGAGUGCUCCAUCUGCAAGAAGAGGUUCCUACGGCCGAGUAGCCUGAGGGCGCACAUGAUCGUUCACACCGCGGACUCGCCGUUCCAGUGUGACCUCUGUCCCGCCAAGUUUAAGAGGUCCUCCGUGUUGAAGACGCACAAACUGACGCACACCGGUGUCAGAAGGUUCGAGUGCGACAUCUGCAAGCACCGGUUCCAUCUCAAGGGCGCCUUGAAGCAUCACAUUUUGUCGCACUACGGAGUGAGGCCGUACAAGUGCGAGGACUGCGGCAAAUGUUACAGAAGAUCGUGGGGCCUGAAGGUACACAGAUAUCGUCACACGGGGGUGAAACGAUUCGAGUGUGACUUCUGUAAAUCACGAUUCAGCGUGAAAACGAAAUUGGCCAAGCACAUUUACGGCCACAUCGGCGAGAAACCGUACAAAUGCGACUUCUGCGGUCGCCAGUAUGGAGAACGAUACCAACUGAAGGCACACAAAUGCGGAAAUCCGCCAAGGAUGAAGACUGGCCCAUCGUAUUCAGACACGGUCACUCAGAUCGUGUUCUUUCGUCCUAAAUCGACGAACAGUUCCGUUGAUUUGAAUUCAAAGAUUCGACGAUUGUAAUUAUCCAUCGA